Molecule: messenger RNA, 9308 nt
Organism: Caenorhabditis angaria
Lineage: Eukaryota; Metazoa; Nematoda; Chromadorea; Rhabditida; Rhabditidae
Source: the annotation of a GenBank genome assembly
AUGCCAAGUCGAGUGGUGAGUUCGAAAAUAAAAUAAAAAACGUCUAAUCCUUCUAACGAACUAAUUAUUUUGCAAUUUGUUGGACAACUGAUUGUACAUAGUAUUUUUAUUUUAUUUUUCUAUAGAGCAGAACAAUAAAAUAUGUAGAUUAUUUAGUUCGAAAAUGGGAAAAAAGAAGGUUGGUGAAUAAUUGAAUAUUGACAAGUUGCGAGGACCAUUCUUUACCCCAAAAUUUAUGUGGGAAACUAUUUUUGGAGAACUCAGGCGUACUUUAAACAAGAGGUCAAACCACAAACUUUUAGCUAUUUUUUAAAAGUUCGGUCUAGUUUUUCGGUCAAGAUGAGAUAUUGCAUUUUCCAGAGUUCCGGUUCGAAAAUAAUUAUUAGGUAGUAUUUGUUUCCCUGUAGUAAACUAAAGAUAUAAUUUGUGAUCUUUGAAAAUAUCAACUCAAUAUAUAUUCAUUGUGUAUAGUUUGCAGUCAUUCAAACAAUCUUAGUUUAGGCCAAUACAUAUAUUUUUGGUUGUUUAGGAUUGACAAUUUUCGAGUAGGUGUUUUUUUCGGUUCACAAGUGUUUGUUAGGCUUACAACUUUCCGAAAUGUGAUUCAGUUUUCACAAGAAUUCUAACUUUUCUGAUAAUUUUGGGUGCGCUGAUCACAAUGUCAAAAAAUUUAGCGGCGUCACAUUGUUAACCCACAAAAUCACCCGGAAUCAGAAAUGUUAAAUUUCAUUCAAAAAGUUGAUUAUACGCUGAAAAGUUUGAUUUAUUGAAUUAGGCUGUUAUUUAGACCAAAUUUAGACUUGAAACUUUUCAAAUUUUUCAUUUUCUUACAAAACCUUCAAUUUUUGUUUUUGUUGUGACAUUAACAUUUGCAUCACCUGAAAACUUUUUGUAUAAAAGUUGUGACGUCGUAAAGUUCACUGUCAUUUCAAAAAUUCUGUCAAAAAUAUCAAAUUUCAAAAUAGUCUGACUUUUUCCGAACACCUGCAAGUCAGAUAAAUAUCUCAUUUAAACUUUCUGAAAGUUUUCAGUUUUCUUGAAAACUUGUGGCGCUCUGAAAUUUUUAUUUCAAUUUUUAUUUUCAAAUAAGUGAAGUCCUUUGGGACCAAAAAAUAAUUCAAUGAGCAGACCAUUUUGCAAGUCAUAAAAGGAAAUAGAAAUUUUCAAUUUGGCAAAGAUCAUAUUUUGAAACAUUACGUUUUAUUUAUUUAUCGGACUGCAAAAAGCCAUUAUCUCACUCGUUUUUAAUUAGUUAUUACGAACAAAAAAUGAGCUAAAUACCGUAGUUUUUCACGGCAUUUCUUUUCUGUUGUCGAACAAAAAACAUAUAAUUAGAUAUAAUGCUUUUAGUUUCUGGGAAAUUUCAAAGUCUUCAUAUGUUUUUUUUUUGUUUGACAGAGAAAUGAAUUUCCGGUGAAGCUUUUUCAAUUACUUAUUUUUCUACUUCUUCAAAUUGAAUCAUAUCGUGAGCUGAAUUCCAAAAAUAAUAAUGAAAAUGAAAUGAGAAAAAAAAACAAUCUAUAUUUGUCUAUUUUUUCACCCCUUGAAAAUGAAAAAUAGGCCAAUCGCUCACACAAAUGAAUAUAAAUAUUGAAAAUGCUUCGAAUCAAGAAGAAUAGGUUUUUCCUUGUUCUUUUUGUUUUCCUUUUAUUGCCUUUUCUCAAAGUCUAACUAGCUGAAAACAACCUUUUCAGAUUUCAUUUUUUUCUCAAUAUUUUUAGUUUUUUUUCUUUCAGGACGAAGCUCUGGUGACAAUCAUGUCUUACAUCAAAAAUGUUGAGAAUCCGGAUCUCUUGGUGAGUUCUGCGGGAUUUUUGGGGUUUGGGUUUCCUAGAUAAAGAAUGUCCUUUUUAGAUGAAAUGACUUCCUGUAUUUGAAUUGAAUAGAAAAAUGUCUCCCGUGAAUAUUUGAUUUUUUCGUGACCUGAUUUUUGUCUAUUCAAUUCAUUUCUGAAAAAUUAUUUUGCUUCUCUGAAAAUCAGUGUUCUUUCUCUAUGUUUCUGUUUUUUUGAUAAUAGUAAAAUACCAUGAAAAAUAAGUAGUGUGAGAGAAAAUCUAUUUACAUUUUUCAAUAUAGAGCAAUUUUGCAUCUCAGUUUUUCCAUCAUUCCUAUUCAUCUCAUAUGCAUUUUCCUUGUCAUCAGAGUGUGUUUCCUGAUUCUGAUCAACUGUCAGGUUUCACAAUUUUGAACUCCGAUUAAACUUCGCGAACGGAUUUUCAAGAAACCCUAAUCUAAUUAAUUUUUUUCUUACAAAAAAAAAAUGGAAUUUGUCAUUUUGAAUUUUGUUAUUUUUACGCAGACAAUUCCAUUUCAGGGAUCAAUUCUAAUUUCAAUUUUUCAAUCCGGGGAUUUUCCAUUGUCUAGUCAUUUUUCAUCUCAUUUCAUCUCAUUUCCAUUUUCCAAAUCACACAUGUUUUGUGUUGUAGAGAUCUCUGUAUUUUCAGUUUCAGUAAUAGAAAAAUCUAUGUAGAAGUCCAUUUCGAAAAGCAUUCAUCCGAACAAAAUGAGAUAAUGAAAAAAUUAUGAGGCUCUAUUGGGAAAAUGAAUUAUCUCGCUCACUAUUUUUUGGAGAAGAAAAAGAAAAAAAAAUCUCUACAUCGCAUUGAAUAUUCACUUGACUUUCUCGAUUUUCAUCAGAAUUUUUAAUUUUUUUUCGGGAAAAAAACUAUUUUGAACUUUUUUUGGUGAAUUUCGAAUUGGGCCAAACGAUAUUGAAAAAAUGGUCCGGUUCAAUAAUUUUCUCAAUUAUCCAAGCCUCUUCGUUUUUUUAGUUUGUGAUUUGAUUACUAUUAAAAAGUGGCCACUCUGAUUCGAUUCAAAACAUCUUUAAGAUCUGCUUGUCUCGAAUUCACGGAUUUGAUACACAAACUCCGAACUUUUUUCGGGCAUGUUUUUCUCAAGAUUUUCUAGAUGGUAAAAGGAUGUCCUAAAAUCUUGUUUUCUGCAUAAAGAUACCGAAAAAAUCGAGUUAUAGAAAAAGAAGCCUUUAUUUUCAGCAGAUAUCUAGCUUCUUCUUCUUCUUGUUCAAAAUAACAGCAUAUUCUUAUCCAUCAUAACACAUUUUAUUAUUCAUUGCUGUCGUCUCCAAAAAUACAGACAUUUAUCUAGAGAAUUCCGCCAGGAUUAAUUUUUUCAAGAUAUAGAAAAGCAUUGAAAAUUCAUAUAUUUCCAUCUUCCUCUCAUUCUUCAAAUUGUGUUCGUAGAACAAAAUUUGAUAUUCAGUCUCAUCUGUUUUUUUUCGCUCCUUUUUUUCUUAUUUUGUUUUCACAUGUUUUUUUCUGAACAUAUUUCUGUUUUUCGAUGUUUUUUCGUGUAUUCAAGGAAAAGUCGUCACCUGAAAAAUCCCACCCUUUUUUUACUAAAUUGAAAAUUUUACAGUAAUUUUUCAAAUUUCAGGCUCUCAAAAAUAUUCUACGACAAGGUGAUAGUCAAAGAAUGAUUCAAGAAAUGCGACGGAAGUUGAUGCAUUUACAUCAGGUUAGUUCGGGGAGAUUACUGUAGAUGAACUAAUUGUAAGUGUUGACGCAGAAUUUUUGUUUUUUGAUUUUUUGGGAAGUAUUUUAGAGUUAAGAAGGGGUUACUGUAGUUCGAAAUUUAUAGUGAAAUUGAGUGGGAAACAUGCAAAUCAAAAAGGUUGAUCUUAAAAUUAUUCGCGCAAAUAUUUAUGAUUACUGUAGUUGAGUUUUUCGAAAGAAAAUUUGCACGUUAUUCGAGAAAUUUUGGAUUACUGUAGUUUCUCAAAUUAUUCAAGAUUUUGAAUUACUGUAAAGGAUUUUUUUGUGAAAAUUUUGCCACGGCCCUUUAAACUUUUUCGAUUUUUAAUUCGAUUUUGUUUCACAGUAACUUCAAUGAAAAGUCUAAAACUAAAAGUUUGUCGUUUUCAAAACCUUUGAUUUUUCCAACUCCAUAACUUGCACUGCAUUUUCCCUGCAAAAAAACAUUUCCUGUGAAAACUUUUGACAUUUUGAACAAGUCGUCAAACCUACUGAAAAUUUCAUAUGUUUUUCAGCAAAAAAUUGUUUUUUUUUCUUCUUCUUCGUUAUUUCUGAAAAUAAUAUGGUACUUGAGAAAAAAUGUUGUCAUAAUAUUUCUGUCUGAAAUAUUCUGUUUUUUCUUGUGAUCUCUUGAAACGCUGGAAUAUUAAAUGAAUUAUAGAAAACAAUGAAUAGAUAGAAUGCAAAAAAUAAGAAGGAAAUAGAAGAAUAUAAAGAAAAAUAAAAUAAUAGAAAAUGAAUCUGCAAAAUUUCAUGAAGUGACAACAAUUUUGCGAGAUGACACCUAAAUUUAAUUUUUUUUUUCAUGUAAAUUUUCAAUUUUUUCAAAUUGUUCCGGGUUCCUUUGUUGUGUUUUUCCUUUCUAUUUUUCUCCCACUCAACAAAAUUUUUUCGUUCGCUAAUCAUGAACCGGAAAUGACCUUGAACCAUGCUUCGCAUAAAAAUAUGUACACUUGUUUUUUUUUCGUGUUUUUGAACUUGAAUUGAGUUAUGUCUGGAUGUGGAGAACAUUUGUGUAUAUUCAGAAGUUUUUGAAUUUCUAUUCCAAAUCUCGAUUGUGAGAUUAAUACAUAAUUGGAAGUUAAGGGCUCGAGACCCUGAUUUCUGCUUUUGCCAAAAGUACAAUUCUAGCUCAAGAAAAUCAGGAAAAAUUUAUAUUUAAAAAAUUUGUCAUAGGAACGUAUCUUUUUUUAAAUUGCUAUUGAAACAUUUGAAAAACUUCAGAGCUUCAAAUUUUGAAUUCAGAUUUUUGACAUCAUUAUUUUUUCAAUGAAGGUUUAUGUGAUAAUGAGACAAAAUUAGGAACAAGGAAAUUUGUUACAUUUUUUCCUCGAAAAAUUAAUCUAAAUUUGGUACGAAACCCUACUCGAGAAAAAAAUCGGAAAAUUAAUUUUCCGAUUUUUUCCGAGUCAAGUUUUUUCUCGGAAGAAAAACUUCGGACAGAAAAAUUGAUUGUUCAUUGAACCGAGCAACAAAAAGUCUGAAAUAUUCCGCUAAUCUGUUUCCAGAAAUUUAUUUCCUCUUCAAAAAUUAUUUCCGUGUAUUCUUUUUUUUAAGAUUAGAAUCCCGAUUUCCUUUGUUUUUUCUGAAAUUCUCGAAUCUCAAAGCUCAAUCAUUAAUUUGUUGUUAUUUUUCAACAAAUGUGAAUUUGAAAUUCAUAAUCAAGUGCAUUUCCGGUAAAUUUUUGAAAUAAAUAUUUUUCACUAAUUAGUCACGUUCUUAUUUUGUUUUCGAGUUAGUUAAAAUCGAAAAAAAUGUUUAUUUAUUUUAGAACCUCCGAAAAUCUUUUGUUUUUGUAUUAUUUUCUUGAAAAAGUAAACUUUUUCCAGUGAAGAAUUCUUUCAAAAAAAAAAAAAAGGAAAACGCGUGGGUUUUGACAAAACAUUAAUCAAAUUUUGUGCCAUAAAAAUACAUUAGUCGUUGAUAUAUUUAUAUUUAAUGUGUUCUUUUAGAUUAAUGAGAACACUCCACCUUUUUUAGAGCUCUCAGAAAUUCCAAGUUUGUUUUGGUUUGUCGUCUUUUUCUUGUUGAAAGACGACAGACAAUACCUAAUAUUUAAGUUGUUGUUUUUUUCCAGCAAAAUAUCAAUUUUUAGCUCAAUGCUUAUGAGUUUUUCCACUUUUCUUAUUUUUCUUCCAUUCUUAUUCUUCUUCUAAAACGAUUAUUAUUAUUAUUAUAUAUUAUUUUCAUGUAAAACAAAUAGCCAAUUGAUUUUAUGGGAUUUUUUAGAGAAGAAAAUAUAGGUGUCAGUCAGUUCAGUCAGUUGAGAAAAGAUCUCACGAUUUUUCAGUAGACAAUAGAAAUGGAAGUGCGUGUGAAGUUUGGAGGCUGUUUUCUAAGAUUUAUUAUUAUAGGUUACGUUAAGGCUUCUGUCUUUUGAGGCUUGAGUUGGUUGGAAUUUUUCAGUUUGAUAAUUUUUCCACAAUUUUUUUGACAAAUAGCGUUAUUAUUCUUUUUAAACAUGAAGUGUUUAAAUUUUGUCAUAAAAAGUGUGAAAAGUAGUUCUGACGUGGAAAACCUUUUAUUUCAAUUUUCUUUCUUCCAACGUUGUAAAAUGUUCUAGGCAGAACUCCAACACGUCUUUCAAAAUGAAAAAAAAACUUUACCCUCCUUGUUAGUCAAUUUCUAUGAAUCAAAAACCGAAAUAAUAUUAGGGCUUCAAAACAAGUCUGAAAUGUUCCUAUUCGUUUAGUUAAAUUCUGAAAACAAAUUCAACUUUCCAGACUAAUUUGAAUUCAGAAACAUGUUUUUUUUUUGUGAGAAAUUGGUUUUCAAAGAUUUUGCAAUUUUUUGAGUUCCGACAAAAAUUCGUAAUAAUUUUUCUCCUUGAUUCCCAUGGAAAAGCCAUUAAAAUUUUCUCAUAAUUUAUGAAAAAAUAUUGAAACUUUCCAUGAUAUCAUAUUCUAAUAAACACUUAUUUCCGCCAUCCAAUUUUCUCUCAUUUUUUCCACCAAUUCUUGCGAAAAAAGGUGCUAGUCAAUUAAAUAAACCGAAGAGUAAGUAGCUGCUCUUCUCAUCCUUUUUUCUUCCUUCCCAUUUGAGCUCAUUACUUUUUGUUCUUUUUUCUCGCAUUUUUCCUUCCGGUUUUUUUAUUUCGAAGUGCCAUCGAAAAAUAUAUAUUCAGUUAGUGUCAGUAUAGUGAACCAGAAACCUAUUCCAAGAAAUUCGAGCUUUUGUUUUUUGUUUCGGAAAAACUGUAGUGCAACAUUUUUAUGGGCUUGGUGUGAAAAUAGGUCCGCCCACCGUUUUUUCAUUGGGAGAGGAAAAUAUUUUUGAAUGAGCCAACUUCCGCUGAGUCGAGAAGGUCAGAAAAUUAUUCAAGAGUUCAGAUUUGUGAAUAUUUUGGAGAACCCUAGUUGAUAAAAGUCAAAAAGAUCAGGACAUUUAAUUUUGAAAUUUUGUCAAAAACAUGUUGGAAAUCGACUCAGAGUGCCAGGUCUCAUUAAUCGGUAUGACAUUUAAAAACUUCAGACAAUUUUAUUUCUAAAAAUUCCAAGAAAUGCUCAUUGAAACGCUCUUUCCAGUCAGCCACUCCCACCCAAAAAAUUCCACUUGUCAUUCAGCCCACAAAAAAGACCCAAAAUAUUAAUGCAAUUUCUUUCGUAAGGUGUCACAAAACUUUUUUCUCUUCCUUAUUUCUGUUCCGGAUUAUUGUUGGAUUAAAACACAAUACACCAUAGAUGUGUGUUUUCUGUUUUCAAUUUUUGACAAGUCGUUCAGUCAGUUGGGAAAAGUUUCAAAUUUCUUUGACUUUCAAAAAAAAAAGUUGUUUUUCUUUUUGUUUUUCGUUUUGCUUUUUCUACAUUCACGUCAGAUCUUUCUUAAGUGCACCUUUAUCUCAAAAAAGCAAAAGCUCUUUUGUUUUUCCCCGUUUCGCCUUUAAUCUGAAUCUAAUUUUCAAAUUAUACAUGUAGAUGAGGAUAAUUAGAUCUAGCGAAUGUUUUUUUUUUCUGAAAAAAAAACCCCAACAAUAAAAAAAAUAAAUUUUCAGAUGACAAAUGAGACUGAAACAUGUACACGGUAUAUCGAUGCACAUCCAGAUUUGACAAAUCAUCCAGGAGUUUUGGUGCCAUUCUCAUUAUUGUAUUUGCAUAUUUUCUUGCUUGGUAUUUUGGGAAAUUCAGCGGUUUUGUAAGUUUUCUGUAAAAUGUUAUAUGAAAAUUAUUUUAAUUUUUUUCAAACUUUAGAUAUCUGACAAUGAAACAUCGACAACUUCAAACUGUUCAAAAUAUAUUUAUUCUGAAUUUAUGUGCUUCAAAUGUUUUGAUGUGUUUGACUUCUCUACCAGUUACUUUCAUCACAAAUGUCUAUAAACAAUGGUUUUUUUCUUCACCGGUUUGCAAAUUGAUUCCACUCGUUCAAGGAGCAUCGGUUUUUGUGUCGACUUUUUCGCUUUCGGCGAUCGCGUUGGAUAGGUGAGAAAUGAAAAAUUGGCUGAAUUCUUUAGAAGGGGUAAAUGAAACCUAGAGACUUUUUUGAGUUUGACCUCUCCAAAUAUCUAUAGGGAGUAACAGAUUCAAUGAUAAAUUUUGAUUUUUUGGUCCAAAAUGCUACAAAUCGUUGAAUAUUCCAUGAAAAGCUUAACUCAUAAUUGACUUCAUAUUGUAAAUUUUUGAUCGUCUAAUCUAUGCUCUUUUUUCUGAAAAUGUCAAAACUUAUUAACUGACGAGUUGUUUAUUUUUAAUUAAUUUUCAAAAUAAUGAGAAUGGAAUUUCAGAAAAUUAAUCCUCUAUUAUCUUCUUUUCUCAUCAUUUUUUUUCCAGAUAUAAUUUGGUUGUUCGACCUCAUAAACAUACCCUAAGUUCACGUAGCGCAAUGAUGAUUGCAUUAUUAAUUUGGGUGAUAUCAGUUGUUGUUUGUAUGCCUUAUGGUUGGUAUAUGGAUGUUGAGAAAAUAUCUGGAUUAUGUGGAGAAUAUUGUUCAGAACAUUGGCCAUUGGCUGAAGUUCGAAAAGGUUAUUCAUUUUUGGUUCUCAUCACACAAUUUCUAUUUCCUUUUGCAACAAUGGCAUUUUGUUAUUAUAAUAUAUUUGCGCGACUUCGACAAAGAGCUGAAAAUAAACUGAAGAAAUUGUCGGAGCGAAGCCAAUUAUUGGAAAGUACUUCAUGUGGAAAUGGAAGUCGAAUAAUUGCAAUGAAUCCAGAAACAAGUUCAAUAAAUAGUGGAGGACAAGAAAGUCGACAAAGAUUAGCAGUUUUGGCAUCACAAAGAAGAACAACAACUAUCUUGGCAUCAAUGGUUUUGUUAUUUGGUUUCACUUGGUUGCCACAAAAUGCUUAUUCGCUUAUUAUUGAAUAUAAUGAAUUGUACUUCAGCUCUUCUGAUUAUGGUGAUCAUACUUAUGUUGUUUCGAUGACUGCUCAUUUGUAAGUUGAACAUUUUUACUGAAUUUCUCAUAUUUCUCAAAAAUUUGGCUCGUUUUUGAAAAUAAUUAAAAUUAACUUUCAAGUUGAAAAUGUUUUCAAGUAAAUGAUUUAAAAAAGAAAAAAAUAAUAGCAAAAAUCCCUACGGUUAAGAUUUAUUUUUGAAGUCUUUGUCCAUUUUGUUUUGAAAAAAUUACUGACUCCUAAUUUUUCCAGAAUUUCAAUGCUCACCAAUGUCACCAAUCCAUUUCUCUAUGCCUGGCUCAACCCAAUGUUCCGUGAAAUUCUCAUCAAAACUCUCAAAAUCGGAGGCGACAAAUCGGCAAAACCAGAAACCAAACAACCAAAUACUUCUUUCAUUAGAGUAAGCUUAUUUCAUAUUUUAAUUGAAAUAAAAAAAAACAAUUUUCAGAUGCCAAAUCCUCCUGAAGCUGAAGCAUCGUAUUUAUGA